Messenger RNA from Entelurus aequoreus (snake pipefish), 5121 nucleotides. RefSeq names its product phosphatidylinositol glycan anchor biosynthesis, class S (gene pigs). Gene Ontology annotation, cellular component: GPI-anchor transamidase complex. The record is from RefSeq and is a predicted model, not a curated record. Gene Ontology annotation, biological process: attachment of GPI anchor to protein. Lineage: Eukaryota; Metazoa; Chordata; Actinopteri; Syngnathiformes; Syngnathidae. The transcript is spliced from 12 exons. The coding region runs from base 19 to 1695 and encodes 558 amino acids.
AGCCACGCCCUGACAAAGAUGGCGACCGCGGAAGUGGAGCGUCGGCGUUGCAAGCUGGCCUCCAUGUCCAUCGCCGCCAUGGUCAUCCUCCUGGGGGUACCUCUGUGGUGGCGGACCACCACCACGUACCGCGCCUGGUUGCCUGUCAGCGAGAUCCAGGAGCUGGGUAACCUCCAGCUGCUCCUGAGCGCCGACGUGGAGGUUGUGUUCGCGCGGGGGACGCUGGUGGCGGAGCAGCACAAGAACAUCCCCCAGACACGGACACACGUGGAGGAUCACGCCAUAGAUGGGGCCACCUCUCUGUCUUACAGGUAUGAGACACGUUACCGCACAGCAACUGUCAUGGAGGAGGACGCCCUCAACAAGCCCACCGCCGCCGAGUCGGACCUGUCCCUGCACACGCUCAGCGAGAGUCCGUGCGGUUCUUUGGUGGUCUACGUGAUCCCGGGCUCCUCUUUGCUGCUGCCCCAGGACGUGGAGGUGUAUGUCGGCCGGCGACGCACGGCUCUGCUGCGCGCCCACGCCCAGACGGGCGCGGCCAGGACGCUGGACCAGCUGUUGGCUCGGCUGGAGCCGCGGGUCAAGAAGGUGCUGCGGGUGAUGUCGUUCAGCCACGGCGACAUCGCGGCCGCCCUCAGCAACCGAGUGCGUCUCAGCCCGGGAAGUCGACACAGCAAAGCUGACAGCAUGAGAGCCUUCAAGUCCAGUCCAGGUUAUGAAAUAACCUUCAGUCUGCUGAAUCCUGACCCCAAGUCGCACCGACUACACUGGGACAUAGAGGGCGCCGUGCAGAGCCACAUCCAACCGCUGCUCUCCAAACUGGCCCCUCUCACCAACUUUAGCGUGGACUCUCAGACCUUGCACUACACCAUGCUGGGCGUCAACGCCCGCUUCGACAGCAGCCGCGCCGUCUACACGCUGAGCGCCGACAGCCUGGCGCACGUCAUCAACCCCGUGGAGGCUCGGCUGGGUUCCAAUGCUGCGUCUUCCAAUCCGGUGCUGAACUUCCUGCUCUACGUGCCUGACGCCCAACAUUCGCCGCUUCACAUCCUCGACCGCAAGAAAAGCAAAGUGGCGUCCAAUGCCUUCCACUCGCCACGCUGGGGAGGAAUCAUGGUUUACAAUGUGGACAACAAGACGACACUUCCUGUGGACGUGGACAUUAACAUGGCUAACGUCAUGGGCGUCUUCCUCGCGCAGCUACGGCUGCUGCUGGGCGUGCAGCCCUCGUCGCCUCCCCCCGGCGUCCUGGUGUCCCCCCCCGGCCCGUCGGGCCUGGCCGACUGGGAGCUGGACCGCCUCAUGUGGAGCCGCAGCGUGGAGAACGUGGCCACGGCGACCACCGCCAUCACCUCGCUGGCGCAGCUGCUGGACCAGAUCGGCAACAUCGUCAUCAACGACAACAUCGCCCAGCAGGUGUCCAACGCCGUCACGUCGCUGCAGCUGGCCGUGGCCGAGCUGGAGGCCGGCAACCUGGGCUUCGCCCUGCAGUACAGCAAGGAGGCCAUGUUGGCGUCGGAGAGGGCCUUCUUUGACCCGUCGCUGCUGCACCUCCUCUACUUCCCCGACGACCAGAAGUUCGCCAUCUACAUCCCGCUCUUCCUGCCCGUGUGCGUGCCCAUCCUGCUGUCGCUGCUCAGCGUGCUGGCCGAGGUGAGGCGGAUGCGGAGGGACAAGCAGGCCAAGAAGGACUAAAUGGAGAAAUUAUAGGAUUAAAACAUGUUUGGUGGUUUUUUUAAUCCGGAAAAACAACCGCACUGAGUUUGAUUUCAAAAGGGACAAAACCAGAACAAAAGCUGGGGAAACAGUCGUCCCUCUGAUAUGGAUAAAUACAUUCUCGUGAAGUCGUAAUCAUAAAUUGUCAGUCACAUCCCUUUUUAAAUAGGUUUUUCAACAUAAAAAAUCAAAUAAAAUACAUUAUUUCAUUAAACCCUUAAAGAAUGAUUGAAACAGACAUCAUGUUUUCAUAAAACCCCUAAAGAAUGCUUUAAAUAAUACAGAAAUAUAAUUUUAAUAAACCCCUAAAUAAUUAUUUCAAUGAUAAAGACAAAACAUUUUUAAUUUGACAAAAAUAACAUUUUAUUAAAACCCUAAGUGAUUUAAUAGUAAAACAACAUAAUUUAAUUAAACCCCUAAAUAAAUAUUUAAAUAAAGAAACAAUGCAACAGCAUCCAUAAUUUUACUAAAAUAACAUACAUAAUUUCAUGAAACCCCGAAAGGAUUAUUGAAAAAACAUACAUCAUGUUUUUAUAAAACCCCUAAAGAAUGCUUUAAAUAAUACAAAAACAACAUCAACCCCUAAAUUAUUUAAAUAAUAAAGACAAAGCCACCACUUUUAUAAUUUUACUAAAAUAACAUUUUAUUAAAACCCUAAAUAAUUAUUUAAAUAAUAAAACAAUUUUAUUAAGCCCCUAAAUAAUUGUUUAAAUAAAAAAACAAAGCAACAUCAUACAUCAUUUUCCUAAAAUGAAAUACAUUAUUUCAUUAAACCCCUAAAGAAUUAUUUAAAAAAACAUGCAUCCUGUUUUAUAGAACCCCUAAAAAAUGCUUUAAAUAAUGAAAUUAUGUAUGUUAUUUUAGUAAAAUUAUGUAUGAUGUUGCUUAAGUUUUUUUAUUUAAAUAUUUAUUUCGAGGUUUAAUUCAAUUAUGUUGUUUUAUUAAUUGAAUAAUUGUUUAGGGUUUUAAUAAAAUGUUAUUUUGGUAAAAUUAUAAAUGUUGUUGCUUUGUCUUUAUUAGUUAAAUAAUUUAGGGGUUUACUAAAAUGAUGUUGUUUUUGUAUUUAAAGCAUUCUUUAGGGGUUUUAUAAAAACAUGAUGUAGGUUUUUUCAAUAAUUGUUUCGGGGUUUCAUGAAAUUAUGUAUGUUAUUUUAGUAAAAUUAUGUAUGAUGUUGCUUUGUUUUUUUAUUUAAAUAUUUAUUUAGAGGUUUAAUUAAAUUAUGUUGUUUUAUUAUUUAAAUAAUUGUUCAGGGUUUUAAUAAAAUGUUAUUUUUGUAAAAUUAGAAAUGUUUUGUCUUUAUCACUUUGUCUUUAUUUAAAUAAUUAUUUAGGGGUUCAUUAAAAUUAUGUUUUUGUAUUAAAGCAUUUUUUAAGGGUUCUAUAAAACAUGAUGCAUGUUUUUUAAAAUAAUUCUUUGGGGGUUUAAUUAAAUAAUGUAUUUCAUUUUACGAAAAUGAUGUAUGAUGUUGCUUUUUUUUUUUUUUAAACAAUUAUUUAGGGGCUUAAUAAAAUUGUUUUAUUAUUUAAAUAAUUGUUUAGGGUUUUAAUAAAUUGUUAUUUUAGUAAAAUUAUGUAUGAUGUUGCUUUGUUUUUUUUAAUUUAAAUAUUUAUUUAGGAGUUUAAUUAAAUUAUGAUUCAAUUAAUAAAACAACAUAAUUUAAUUAAACCUCUAAAUAAAUAUUUAAAUAAAAAAACUUAAGCAACAUCAUACAUAAUUUUACUAAAAUAACAUACAUAAUUUCAUGAAACCCCGAAAGAAUUAUUGAAAAAACAUACAUCAUGUUUUAAUAGAACCCCUAAAAAAUGCUUUAAAUAAUACAAAAACAUAAUUUUAAUGAACGCCUAAAUAAUUAUUUAAAUAAAGACAAAGUGAUAAAGACAAAACAUUUCUAAUUUUACAAAAAUAACAUUUUAUUAAAACUCUAAACAAUGAUUCAAUUAAUAAAACAACAUAAUUUAAUUAAACCUCUAAAUAAAUAUUUAAAUAAAAAAACAAAGCAACAUCAUACAUAAUUUUACUAAAAUAACAUACAUAAUUUCAUGAAACCCUGAAAGAAUUAUUGAAAAAACAUACAUCAUGUUUUUAUAAAACCCCUAAAGAAUGCUUUAAAUAAUACAAAAACAUAAUUUUAGUAAACCCCUAAAUGAUUUAAAUAAUAAAGACAAAGCAACAACAUUUAUAAUUUUACUAAAAUAACAUUGUAUUAAAACCCUAAACAAUUAUUUAAAUAAUAAAACAAUUUUAUUAAGCCCCUAAAUAAUUGUUUAAAUAAAAAAACAAAGCAACAUCAUACAUCAUUUUUCUAAAAUGAAAUACAUUAUUUAAUUAAACCCCUAAAGAAUGAUUUAAAAAAACAUGCAUCAUGUUUUAUAAAACCCCUAAAAAAUGCUUUAAAUAAUACAAAAACAUAAUUUUAAUGAACCCCUAAAUAAUUAUUUAAAUAAAGACAAAGUGAUAAAGACAAAACAUUUAUAAUUUUACAAAAAUAACAUUUUAUUAAAACCCUUAACAAUGAUUUAAAUAAUAAAACAAUUUUAUUAAACCCCUAAAUAAUUGUUAAAAUAAAAAAAACAAAGCAACAUCAUACAUAAUUUUACUAAAAUAACAUACAUUAUUUCAUGAAACCCCAAAACAAUUAUUGAAAAAACAUACAUCAUGUUUUUAUAAAACCCCUAAAGAAUGCUUUAAAUAAUACAAAAACAACAUCAUUUUAGUAAACCCCUAAAUUAUUUAACUAAUAAAGACAAAGCAACAACAUUUAUAAUUUUACUAAAAUAACAUUUUAUUAAAACCCUAAACAAUUAUUUAAAUAAUAAAACAAUUUUAUUAAGCCUCUAAAUAAUUGUUUAAAUAAAAAAACAAAGCAACAUCAUACAUAAUUUUCCUAAAAUAAAAUACAUUAUUUCAUUAAACCCCUAAAGAAUUAUUUAAAAAAACAUGCAUCAUGUUUUUAUAAAACCCCUAAAGAAUGCUUUAAAUAACACAUCACUUUCUAAAUAGGUUUUUCAACAUAACACACUUUACGCUCUUUUAAUCCGAUAUAGUAAUGCUGCGUGAGGCUGAGCCAAUCAGUGGCCACGAUGCUGAACAGUGCACUCUUCUACCGUAGUAUUGAUUGUUUUUUUGUGUAUAUAUAGUCCUAUUUAGGCUUGAAAAUGCCUCUGGUUUUCGGACCCAAAAAUGGUAGAAUAGGCUUUAAAAAAUGAUUCCCUAAAAAAUGUGUAAUGUUGAAGCGGGACGUGGCGAGGGACGACUGUACGUGCUUUUUGUUGGGCCGCGGGGAAACUAAAGUUUGUGUUGGGGAGGAUUUCUAAAUAAUGAAUGUCUACUGUGAUUGUUAACCACAGGAACUUGAAUGGUUGUGUGUUUUUAUAUUUGAAUUCAUAAGUUAUUGACUAAUAAAA